This is a messenger RNA of Pogonomyrmex barbatus (red harvester ant), 711 nucleotides long. RefSeq lists its product as uncharacterized. Lineage: Eukaryota; Metazoa; Arthropoda; Insecta; Hymenoptera; Formicidae. Gene Ontology annotation, molecular function: odorant binding; olfactory receptor activity. The record is from RefSeq and is a predicted model, not a curated record. Gene Ontology annotation, cellular component: plasma membrane. Gene Ontology annotation, biological process: sensory perception of smell; detection of chemical stimulus involved in sensory perception of smell.
AUGACAGAAUAUUUUAUUGAUCAAGAAAAAUAUUUAUAUUUGAUUCUGUUGCACGUUUGUAUGGCACUAUGCAUCGGAACAGUUGCAAUGUUAGCAAUAGGUACAUUGCUUAUUACAUAUCUUCAGCAUACUUGUGGAAUGUUUAGAAUUGCUAGCUACCGUAUCAAGCAAGCAAUAAAAAUCGAUAUUCUACAAAAUGUUAACCAAAAAAGUAAAAUUUUGAUAACCAGAGAUAUAAUUUGUGCUAUAAAUAUUCAUCGACAAGCUAUAAACUUAUCCAAACAUUUGCUGUCCAUAUUUGAGAUAAUGUUUUUUUGUCUAAUAGUGGUUGGCGUAACUUGCUUGAGCUUGAAUUUGUUUCAACUUUUUCAGAUUGCAUCAUCCGUAAAUAACAUCGGAGAAUUAUUUCCACCGUUAUUAUAUUCAUCUGUUUCUAUAUUGUAUAUGUUUCUAGCCAACUAUAUGGGACAAGAUAUAAUAAAUCACAAUGAUGACGUAUAUGUUACUGCGUAUAAUGCUCAGUGGUACAAAGCCCCAUUAAAUAUACAAAAAAUGAUACUAUUUCUCUUACAAAGAAGAGCCAAAGAACAUACUUUGGAUGUCGGUGGACUAUUUCAUGCGUCCAUAGAAUGCUUUGCUACGUUAGUAAAGACCUCGGUAUCUUAUUUCACCGUCAUUUAUUCUACGCGAUAAUGGAAGAAAUAUAAAUAG